AAUUAAAAGUAAUUUUUUAUUUAUUUAAAAACUAAAUAAACAAUUCUACAAAACAAGAUGUUACUUUGAUUUAUUUUAUGAAAUACAACAGCAACAACAACAUUACCCCAGUGCAUCAAUGGCUCCCGCCCACUGUGGGGUAAGGAGGGGUCGGAUGUACGCAGUCUGACCCCUAUAUUUAAAACAUAGAGUGGUUGUUUCAAGAAUUUAUUUAUGACAUGAUCGAUGAAAAUAUCUAAGGAAAUAAGAUAAAGUUUGACCAUUGAGUACUAAAGCAGAAUCUUAUUUUGGGGCAAAUGGAUAACUAUCUAGUGUAGCAAUGUGUCGUCUAACUAAGUUUCAUUUUUUUCCUUUUUGGUAAAAUUCUUGUGGCAGUAUUUGCAAUGCUAGGAGUUGAGUGUCUUGUAUAUAGCUUAGUUAUGGUUGGGUGGUUCAUUGUAACUAUAACAUUUCUUGUGAGUGGCAUAUUUCUCCUAGUUAAUAACCUUGUUGGAGAUACAUGUGUUGCGAUGAACGAAUGGCUACAAAAUCCAACUGUAGAUUCAGCUCUAGAAAAUAUAAUCCCCAACAUAGACAACCAAAUUACUAAGAAAAUUCUGUCAGCAACAAAGGAUGUUACUUAUGGAGUUGUCGAGGUGACAAAUACUUAUAUUUCCAACGUCUCCAAUGCCAAUGCGACAUCUUAUGCAGGUGCAUCGUACUAUAACCAAUCAGGUCCGUUGGUUCCUUUGCUCUGCAACCCUUAUAAUGAGGAUGAUACCGAUAGGCAUUGUGCUCCCAAUGAAGUUAACUUCGAGAAUGCAUCCGAGGCUUGGGAGAAGUACAUGUGCGAUGUUUCUUUAGUUGGGAAUUGUGUCACCCCGGGGCGUUUGACACCGUUGGGUUACAAGCAAAUCACUGCACUUGUUAAUGUUAGCUCUGGUCUGUACCAUGGGAUGCCCUUUGUGAUUGAGCUAAUGAAUGGCACAUUUCUCAAGAAAACACUCUCCGAUUUGAGCAAAAUGUUGUGCUCCGGCAUAGAGGAAUACUCGAUGUGGGUCUUCACGGGGCUUGUAGCUUCGUCAACGAUGUUAAUGUUUUUGUUGGUUCAUUGGAUCGUUUAUUCUGAACAUAGAAGGUGCCGGGCGUAUACUAAGAAAACUGACGCGGCGUUGUACUGGAAAAAAGUUUCUUGUUAAUGUGUUCACAGUUUGAUUUUGCUUUAUAUGCAAGGAGUUGUGUUAUACGUAGUAGUAGAUUUGGGAUUUGAAAGGAGAUUCAUAUCAGUGUAUUGUAUGACCAAAUCUGAGUUUAAAAUAAGUGAAAUUUGCACUAAAUAGUACAGGUACUA
This is a messenger RNA of Cuscuta campestris, 1330 nucleotides long. Lineage: Eukaryota; Viridiplantae; Streptophyta; Magnoliopsida; Solanales; Convolvulaceae. The record is from the annotation of a GenBank genome assembly.